AUGGUUAGAAAGCGACGACUUCGUUCGGAUGCAGCAAAUAACUCAGUGUUCCUCCCCAUGGAACUCAUCAUUGAAAUCCUAUCUCUGCUUAGCGUAAAAGACAUCGUGCGAUUCAAAUGUGUGAGCAAAUCAUGGAACAAUCUCACAUCCGAUUCAAACUUUGUCGAUAAACAUCUUAAGGCAUCAUCACGAAACCCACACCUCACUUUAAGUUGGCAUGAAAACAAUGCGGAAUUAACGAAGAAUGUGGUACCCGUUUCCGUGCACCGUUUACUAAAAAAGCAAUCCGCCACAGUUUCCAGCGACGAUUUCCAUCGUAUGGAGAACCCUUCCAGGUUCGUUGGUUCAUGUAACGGAUUGUUCUGUUUUCUUUCUUGGAUACCUUUAGCACAACCUUUCAAGUAUUUCUUCCAUAUAACAAACCCUGCCACCAGAACAAGAUCUGAACAAAUUGAGUUCACAUUUGGCGAGGAUUUUCAUUUCACAUUUGGUUAUGAUGCUUCAAACACAACUUAUAAGGUCGUAGCUUUUCGAGCUAAAGAAAUUAGCAACGAGGUUAAAGUUUUCAAUCUAGGUGGUAAUAAUUGCUGGAGAAAUAUUCAGAAUUUCCCUGUGGUUCCAUAUAUUAGGUUUGAUCACUAUUAUAUUAUCCCCAGCCUUAAUAAUGGUGCGCAUCUCUAUGGCACCAUUAAUUGGUUGGCUCUGGACAAGUCUAUCACUCCUAUUCACCAAUUUGUGAUUGUUUCGCUGGACCUUUCCACCGAAAAAUACAAACAGUUUCUGCUGCCUCUUGGUUUUGAUCAUGCGCCAUUUUCUCAGCCGGUUCUUAGGGUUCUAAUGGACUGUCUUUGUUUUUUUCAUGGUUUCAACCUAACUGAAUUUAUUUUAUGGAAGAUGAAGGAGUAUGGAGUUCAAGACUCUUGGACUCGAUUAUUCAAGAUCAGUUACCAAAACCUUGCAAUGCAACUUCCAAUUCGCCUUCGAGUGAAGACCUAUUGCUUACAUUAUCCAUUGGCGUGCCUAUAUGUAAAUGGUGAUACAGUAAUUUUUGCAUGUGAAUGUUGCAAAAAAUCACUUAUCUAUAAUUUAAAAGAUAAAACAGUAGUUAAAAUUAAAAGUAGAAAUACCAUAUACUGGUUCAUUGAUUCAAAGGAUUACGUAGAAAGUCUGGUUUCUGUUCAUUGA
This is a messenger RNA of Trifolium pratense (red clover), 1185 nucleotides long. RefSeq names its product F-box/kelch-repeat protein At3g23880-like. Gene Ontology annotation, molecular function: protein binding. The record is from RefSeq and is a predicted model, not a curated record. NCBI's taxonomy places the organism in Eukaryota, Viridiplantae, Streptophyta, Magnoliopsida, Fabales, Fabaceae. The transcript has a single exon. The coding region runs from base 1 to 1185 and encodes 394 amino acids.